UUGUCUUGCCCGACGGACUUGCGAUCACCAAGAAAAUACAAGUGUCCCAUCAGAAUCGUUCCAUAGUGAUAACGGUGAUGCUCGUAUUUUGCUUCGGUGCUUGGAAAUGUUUGUGUUUUGAAUCUUCACUCUCGGACUUCUAUCUGCUAUGCCCGCACUAGCGAGUAUAUUUUUGUGUGACCUUUGCCAUCAUACGAACUGAUAGUACCUUUGGGAAACGAUUGCUAAGGCUCCGCUCCGUGCUUAACGGUCGAUUGUGCUGUUUAUUUGUGAGUGAGAAGUGAAAGUGAAACGUUCUUUUGUUAAUUAAGCCAAUACUCCGAUCUUAUUUUGGGCGUGUAAGGAUGCAAGGCCUUAUUUCUCGGCAAGUGUUGCGAACGGCACGCAACGGAGUACCGUCUUUGGUCGCACCAUUAUCACGAGCGUUUUCGUCCAAUAAAACAACGAGUAAGACGGCUCUCUACGAGUUUCAUCAAAAACAUGGGGGAAAGUUAGUCGAUUUCGCUGGAUAUUUGUUGCCGGUGCAAUAUAAUGACCAGAGCAUUAUUAAGUCACAUCUGUACACACGCGAGAUCGGAUCGAUCUUUGACGUUUCACACAUGCUGCAAACCUACCUGAGAGGAAAAGACGUCAUCCGAUGCUUUGAGACUAUCUGCACUGCGGACGUCAAAGGAUUGCGCAAUGGAAGUGGAACGCUUACGGUUUUUACCAACAGUUCCGGAGGAAUUAUAGACGAUCUGAUCGUGAACCGUGUGGCUGAUGAUGUGCUGUAUGUGGUAUCAAAUGCCUCGCGGAAAGAGGUAGACAUGGCGAACAUUAGUGACGCGGUAUCCUCGUGCAAGGCGAAAGGAAUGGACGUGUCGGUCGAAUUCUUAUCCUCCGAUGACCAGUCUUUACUCGCUGUUCAAGGACCUAGCGCUGUAGCGACUCUGCAAAAAUUGUGCACGAAGGACUUGUCUCGACUGUUUUUCAUGAACAGCACUACGGAUUCAAUUGCAGGAGUAGACAAUUGUCGUAUAACACGCUGCGGCUACACAGGGGAAGAUGGUGUUGAAAUAUCGAUUCCAUCUGCGAAUGCUGCAGAUAUUGCAACUGCAUUGCUCGACCCUAGCUAUGGAAAUCUCAAACUGGCUGGAUUAGGCGCGAGAGAUUCCCUGAGGGUAGAGGCUGGACUCUGUUUGUACGGAAACGACAUCGACGAGACAACAACACCAGUAGAAGCUAAUCUAUUGUGGUUGGUUGCCAAGACCCGUCGAAGUGAGAAUAAUUUUCCAGGCAGCGACAAAAUCAAUGCUCAGAUAAAAAACGGCGUCACUCGCCGAAGAGUUGGCUUUAAGAUGGACUCGGGAGCCGCACCAGCCCGACAACAUGUGGAAAUUUACAACAACGAGCAACAGAAGGUCGGCGAAAUAACCAGCGGCUGCCCCAGCCCAUGCCUACAGCAAAACAUUGCAAUGGGUUACAUUCGGGAGGAAUAUAAAAAACCCGGGACCGAAAUAACGCUGAAAGUACGCGAUAAGCAUUACCACAGCAGCGUCGUGAAGAUGCCUUUCGUUGCGACACACUAUUAUCAACCGCCGAAGUAGAGGGAGCUAUUGCACGAAGCGAUCGAACAGCGAUGAAUAAACAACACAGUUUUGAAUGAGGCGACUUUUAUUCUUGUUUUUCUUACGUUUCAUUUAAUCAUAUUACAACGAUAACCAAAGUUGAGAUAAACUCUUCAUGAAUGUGUUAGAAGCCACUUGAAUAAAACUGAAUUAGAAUUAUCAAGUAAGAUACGAUUGCUCCGACGAUCUGUAUAGAAAUAGAAUUCUGUUCAACAACCAGUCUUUUAUUUCUUCGGUAGCAACUAUAUACUUACGGAGAAUGCAAGUUUCCAGUUCAAAUCCAUUGGCCCGAAAUAUAAGGUUGGAAUGGGUUUUGAAUUGAAAAAAAACAGAACUACUUUGAAUGUACUUUUUAAAUUUUAGUUCCUUUGUGUUGAGGAGAAGAUGAAACG
Molecule: messenger RNA, 1999 nt
Organism: Anopheles coustani
Lineage: Eukaryota; Metazoa; Arthropoda; Insecta; Diptera; Culicidae
Product: aminomethyltransferase, mitochondrial
Exons: 2
Coding region: 345-1586 (413 amino acids)
Biological process (GO): glycine catabolic process
Cellular component (GO): mitochondrion
Molecular function (GO): aminomethyltransferase activity; protein binding
Source: RefSeq, a predicted model, not a curated record